AAGUUUCCCGCCCCACCCGUAAGAGUUGAGGUUUGACCAGCGCAAGUGAGAUUCUUGUCCCGGUUCCAGUUUUCCGUGGCUCCUCCUCCUGUCAUUGCAGGUGUUAUUCCUGGGACUCAGAUGGACCACACAGCCCCAACCUACAUGCUUGCUAACCUAACCCACUUGCAUUCAGAACAACUUCUGCAGGGUUUGAAUCUCCUUCGUCAGCAUCACGAACUCUGUGACAUCAUUCUUCGAGUAGGUGAUGUUAAAAUUCAUGCUCAUAAAGUGGUUCUUGCCAGCAUCAGCCCAUACUUCAAGGCUAUGUUCACUGGAAACCUGUCUGAGAAGGAGAACAGCGAGGUUGAGUUCCAGUGCAUUGAUGAAGCUGCGCUGCAGGCCAUCGUGGAGUACGCCUACACGGGGACAGUUUUCAUCUCUCAGGACACCGUUGAAUCUCUCCUGCCAGCAGCAAACCUGCUCCAGAUAAAACUUGUCCUGAAGGAAUGUUGUGCAUUUCUUGAAAGCCAGCUUGACCCUGGUAACUGUAUUGGAAUUUCCCGUUUUGCAGAGACAUAUGGUUGUCAUGACCUUUAUUUGGCGGCUACUAAAUACAUAUGCCAGAAUUUCGAAUCUGUUUGCCAGACAGAAGAGUUUUUUGAGCUUACACAUGCUGAUUUGGAUGAAAUUGUCUCCAAUGACUGCUUGAAUGUAGCUACCGAAGAGACAGUUUUUUAUGCAUUAGAGUCUUGGAUCAAGUAUGAUGUGCAAGAACGCCAGAAAUACUUAGCACAGCUGCUGAACAGUGUACGAUUACCAUUGCUGAGUGUUAAGUUCCUCACUAGGCUCUAUGAAGCAAAUCACCUUAUCCGUGACGAUCGUACUUGUAAACAUCUCUUGAAUGAAGCCCUAAAGUACCACUUCAUGCCUGAACAUAGACUCUCGCAUCAGACAGUCUUGAUGACGCGACCUCGCUGUGCUCCCAAAGUAUUGUGUGCAGUAGGAGGAAAAUCUGGACUCUUUGCCUGUUUGGAUAGCGUGGAGAUGUACUUUCCCCAGAAUGACUCUUGGAUUGGUCUGGCGCCUCUAAAUAUUCCUCGCUAUGAAUUUGGAAUAUGUGUUUUAGACCAAAAAGUCUAUGUUAUAGGUGGUAUUGAGACUAGCGUGCGUCCUGGUGUCACUGUCAGAAAACAUGAAAACUCAGUAGAGUGUUGGGAUCCUGAUACAAACACCUGGACUUCUCUAGAGAGAAUGAACGAGAGCCGAAGCACCCUUGGAGUGGUGGUCCUUGCAGGAGAACUUUAUGCUUUAGGUGGAUAUGAUGGACAGUCUUACUUGCAAUCUGUAGAGAAAUACAUCCCCAAAAUAAGACAGUGGCAACCGGUGGCCCCAAUGACAACCACAAGAAGUUGUUUUGCUGCGGCUGUUCUGGAUGGAAUGAUAUAUGCCAUUGGUGGAUAUGGCCCUGCUCACAUGAACAGUGUGGAACGUUAUGAUCCAAGUAAGGAUUCCUGGGAGAUGGUUGCUUCCAUGGCUGAUAAAAGGAUUCACUUUGGCGUCGGAGUUAUGCUAGGUUUUAUUUUUGUGGUAGGUGGGCAUAAUGGUGUCUCGCAUUUGUCAAGCAUUGAAAGAUAUGAUCCUCAUCAAAAUCAGUGGACAGUGUGUAGACCAAUGAAAGAGCCCAGGACAGGAGUUGGUGCUGCAGUAGUUGAUAACUACCUUUAUGUAGUCGGUGGUCACUCAGGGUCUUCCUAUUUGAACACAGUACAGAAAUAUGACCCUAUCGCAGAUACAUGGCUGGACUCAGCUGGCAUGAUAUACUGUCGCUGCAAUUUUGGAUUGACUGCACUUUGAGAAGUGUGAACUCAUGGACAUUGCACGUGGUGGUGCCACAGGAAAGAGUGCCCAGUGUCCUGAACCUGAAGGCUGCACUGCUUUCUCUGUAACUUGAAGUGGCAUGAAGACUCAAAGUCUUGUUGGGUACUUUGAACUGACAAAUAGUUUGUCUUGCUCUUGACUAUACAGUGAAUCAAUAAUUAAAAAACAAAAGAAAGAAAAAAAAAGGAAAGAUCUAACCAAUUUAAUUGUGCACUUUUCUCCACUAAGACUGGGAUAAACUAGUUUUUAUAUUCCUACAUUUAGGGAAAACCUUGCUGCUUUUUAAUUUGUUUUCAAUAGUUUAAGCUCUUCUUUCUUGAUCUGUAUCAUGAUUUACUAGGAUGAGAGAUGCUGCAGACCUUGGAGUGUAGCAAAUGACUGCACAGAGUGUGGCUAGUGAUUGUGGAAUGUAAAUUCAUAUGCUUCACAUUGUUUUUUUUAAAAGGGCUGCUUUUCCUUCGGGUACUUUUAAGGAUUGUAAAUAACAUGUCAGUCCUCUGAGGGCUCUUUCUGCUAGUUGAUUUUAGGGCUAAUAGUGUGAUAAGGUUGCAAAACAAUGGCUUUUAUUAUCAUGUUUAGGGCCCUGUUUUAAGAUAUAUUUAUUGUUUAUGCUUUUUCUAUAUGGACUGAAUGACCUCAUCUAUGCUUUGUAAAGCAUAGAGAGAGAAGUAAUCAUGUUGUCAGUUUCAGUUGUUUCUUCCUGUUACCCAGCAGGCUUUGGACAGUUAAUGUAAAUAUAUUUGAAAGGUGUUUAGUACCACCCUUGAUACAUAUUGUUUUUUUCAUAUAUUCUUAAUUUUAAUUUUUUUAAAGUUUUAAUUUUGUUUUCAGUGUUCAAAUAAAAAAUGGUGCUAACUGUAGGAUGUAUAACAAAGCUAUAACCAAUGUUAUUUGGAUGUUCAAUGUGAGAUGCAUGAUGUACUAUGAUGAUCUUUUUUAUUUUUACUGCUUGAUUUCAUCUGUGCUUUCGAAAAAUGUUAGUGAGUAUAUUAAUGUUAGCCUCCAACAUCGUCUGAAUGGCUUGAGUUAUACUCCCAUGGUUUUCAGUAGUGACGUAAAGAAUGAAGCUUUUUUUGUUCUGUUUUUCUUCCUGUUCUAGAAAUUCCUUGCCCUGCAGCACAGAACUACAUGCAGUGAAUACAGCUGCUAGGCUGGUGUGCAUUAAUUUGUUCAUUUCCGAGGUCACUAAGGAUUUUUAACUUAUUGAGGAAAACUGGAACUCGAUGUUUACUUGACUAAAUGGUUCUAAAUUUGGUUGUGCUUUGAUUAAAGAAACUAUCUUUCAAAACAAAACUGUUUGUUACAGCCACUGACAGCUUAUUUAAAAAGUAGUUAACUUAUUUUAGCAUGGUUUAGUAAACAUCUAUUAGUCUUAGACACAUUAACUUGCAUUUUGUUACUAUGUUGGUACGUGGAUUUUCGUAUUUAGUAAUUUUGUUUUCAUUUCCUUUAUUUUUUUUCUUUUUCACCUACCUACUCUCUCUCUUUAUAACUUCUACAAGACCAGUGAAUAUUUUUCCUAAGAAAAAAAGCUCAUCCUGCAUUCUUAAGUGCCAUACUAAUCUAUUGUUAAGAAGCCAUUUCUAAGUACAAAGCCUAGCUUUACCUGUUAGCAUAUAUGUUAUUAUUCAAAAACUAUAGUCAGGCAACUUGUAGUUUUUCUUGUUCUUCCAUGAACUACCCAUUGUAGAUUUGAGCAUAUACUAUGAAACUAUGUAAAAUCAUCUUUAGUCAUAAAGUAACCAUGCUUUACAAAUAUCUGCACAGAUUAUGAAGCCUUGCAAGUAAUUUUUAGUCUCUUUUAACUUAGAACUCAAGAUAAGCUAAUAAAAUCAACUAAAUAUUUUCUAUGUCGCUUAUUUGAAUACCUUAGUGACACAUAGCAAUAACUGUUUCAUUGAUUUGAACAAAUCUGUUGACUAGGAAUAAGGUGCACUAUUAUGGCUGACCUAAACCUUAGUUAAAGAAAAGCAUUUUAAAGUUGAUUCCAGCACAUACUCACUUUUAAAUCCCCAGCUUAGAUGUUUUUGUCUAUAUCAGUCAAAUUAUUAAAUGUAUUGUUACACUACUUUUCAUCUUUUCCUCCCAGAAGUGAAGUUAUGUUAGAUGCACACACGUCUGUUCUAAUCAUUCUCUUCCACAGUGCUCUCCUCGUUUAUGUUAGAUGCACACACGUCUGUUCUAAUCAUUCUCUUCCACAGUGCUCUCCUCGUAUACGUUAGACGCACACGUCUGUUCUAAUCAUCUCUUCCACAGUGCUCUCCUCGUCUAUGUUAGAUGCACACGUCUGUUCUAAUCAUCUCUUCCACAGUGCUCUCCUCGUAUGUGUUAGAUGCACACGUCUGUUCUAAUCAUCUCUUCCACAGUGCUCUCCUCGUAUACGUUAGAUGCACACGUCUGUUCUAAUCAUCUCUUCCACAGUGCUCUCCUCGUCUAUGUUAGAUGCACACGUCUGUUCUAAUCAUCUCUUCCACAGUGCUCUCCUCGUACAUUGUUUCUAGUGUGCAGUCCAUAUGAAAUACAUAGCCAUUUGGUAAGUUAGAUCAAAAGUACGUACUGACAAUUUUUUUUUUAAUCUUAAGUUUUAUCUUGCUUUAAAACUGAAGCAAAACAUCUUGGGCAACAGUAGGAUCAUGUUCUGUCAAGAAAGUACAGAGACAUACGAAGCAGAAGAAAUAGCACUCAGAAUUUAGAAAUACAUGUUAUCUUAGAACUCCUGUUCAUAGUAACCAGAGCUACUAUAUGUCCUGACACCUGGAAAGUUUACAACGGAGAUUUCUCUUCAAAUUUGAGAAGUUUCAUAUGAAUAUUGUGCUGGUAAGUUGCAACUGUAAAGCUCCAUGUUUCCUAUGCAAAAAAGGAUGAAAUGUUAGAUUAAAAAUCCCCAGGUUUAAUGUUUUUAGAAAAAUGUAUGUGUGCAUACAUAUAUGUAUAUAUACACAUAUGCAUUCAGUACCUAUUGGAUAUAUAUGUGUGCAUAUAUUCAAUUUAAAACUGCCCAGAAAUAUUUUGGAAAAGAGUGACAGGAAAAUAGAAAUCUGGUCAAUUGCAAUGUCACUUGUCUUCUAUAAUUAUGUCAAAGAAUGUGUAUGCGACAUUUGGCUAUUUAAUAUUUAUUGUAUGUAGUAAUAGAACUUUUUAAGGUAAGCCCAAAGGAUAUUUGCAAAUUUCAUGUAAUUGCUAAUAUUGCUUUAAAUAUGAAUGAAUAUCAAAUUAUAGGAUGUAGUAUCAAAUGAUAGGAAACUGGCACUUGGCUUUGAAAAGUUUUAGUAGCUGGGCAUAUGUGAUGGAUCUACUAUAUAUGUGUGAGACACCAUGUUAGGUGCUGUGGCGGCAUCUCCUGAAAUGUAGAUAGGUUACAUUCUUCCCUCAAAAGAGUGAACUGUAACGGAGCUCAUUUACUCCAGCAAUGAUUAUGAAGAUCUGUAACCUAACUCCUUAUUUCUAAAGUCAUAGGAAGGGACUUGAAGCGUCGUUUAUAUACAAACACACACUUAGUGUCCAGUUAGGUUUCGAUGACAUAAGCCAGACUUGUGGACAUUACAGUGUUUAUAGAAUCCAUGUGGGGUCUGCAGACAUGUAUCAUCAGUUAAGACUAACUGCUGCUCUUUCAGAGGACCCAGGAUUGGUUUCCAGGACCCAGAGCGGCACACAGCUGUGUUCCACAGCUCCAGAUCCAGGGCAUCUGAUGCCCUUUUCUGGCCUCUCUGGACAACCCCCCCCAUAUAUAUAUACACACAAAUAAUUCCUUGAGAAAAAAAUAUUUCCAUGUGUCUUGGUAUUGGAUGGUAUAUUUUCGAACGGAAAAACGAAACUAGGAAAGAACACACACAAACCCAUUUUCUAGAACAUCAUGGCUCUGGAUAACACUGAGGAAAAUACAUGUAUAUCUCAUGCUGGCUUCUGCUGUUUUCAGUUGCAGUGUUGGAUUCCUGGUAUUGUCACCAAAGUGCUCAUUUUUAGGAAAGUCAGAUUCUACAAUAAAGUUACUGCUUAAAGAUCAAUAAAUCUGUGAUAGCCUCUCUAGACUUUCAAUUCAGAAAGUUACACAGCUAUGUGACAUGUUACCAUCCUGUUCUGCUACUUAACCCUUCUUUUCCCACUACUGUAUACAGCAUUUUAAUUAGACAAGAUUUAAUGAGAUAAUGAUUCUGUGGCUGGGUAUUUAUUGGCUCUUCACUUCCAGUGUACUGAGUUCAGUGUUGAUAUUCACAUUUGCAAAAUAAAUUUAAUACAUUUUAAAUAGAAAACGUUUACAAAUCUUACUAGUGUGAAAAUGGUCAGAUAAAAAUCCAGUUUACAUCUCUGCAGAGAGAAAAAUUGUCACCCAUGUCUUUCAUAUUACCCACCCACGUGUCUUCUGCAUUUAAUUUUGUCAAGUUACCAUGUGUAAAGUCCCACAUAUUUUAAAAUACCAAGCAAAAAGUUCCAAGUUUGCCUUAAUAUACAUGUGAAAUUGAAGAACUGGAUGACAAUGCCUCUAUAUUUGCCUUAUGGAUUGUGUCGUGUCAUGAACCAGAGAUGGCUGUGAUUGUAACAGGAGUCUGAAGCAUUGUAGAUGUGGAGAACCAGCCGGUGUCCUCUGUUGCAAAGAGUGUGGUUGGUUGUUGGUAAGGUUCAUGUUGAAAUGUUUUUGUACCUGUGUUUUACCUCUGAAUAGAUAUUUUUAGCAUCAGGGUUUUAUUUUAUUUUUGUUUACAUAGUAAAGUGGCAUUUAACUUGUUGAAGAUUGUAUUUUUUUUAUUUUAUUUUAAGAGUUCUUUGUGCAUAUUAUUGUGGUAAUGCUCUGUAAUGGUUAUAGUUAUAUUUCAUUUAAUGUGAAGUGUUUAAAA
This is a messenger RNA of Chionomys nivalis (European snow vole), 6692 nucleotides long. RefSeq names its product kelch like family member 28 (gene Klhl28). Gene Ontology annotation, molecular function: protein binding. The record is from RefSeq and is a predicted model, not a curated record. NCBI's taxonomy places the organism in Eukaryota, Metazoa, Chordata, Mammalia, Rodentia, Cricetidae. The transcript is spliced from 5 exons. Bases 121 to 1836 code for a protein of 571 amino acids.